AUGCUGCUUUCAGCUCGGUCUUUCAGCCUCUGGGUUUCGUUGCUGUUGUUCAACUGUUUGUUUGCCUCUGCGUUGGACACACAUUGGUACCCGGCCUCCGCCACCUGGUAUGGCGACCCCGAAGGCGACGGUAGCAGCGGUGGGGCAUGUGGGUACGGAUCGUUAGUGGACGUGAAGCCUUUGAAGGCGAGGGUUACUGCAGCGAGCCCAGUGCUGUUCAAGAACGGCCAAGGGUGUGGGGCAUGCUUCAAGGUGAAGUGUCAAGACAAGAGUAUAUGCGCGAAACGCGCCGUUACCGUAAUAGUGACGGACGAGUGCCCUGGCGGGCCCUGCUCGAAUGGGCGCACCCACUUUGACCUCAGUGGCGCUGCAUUUGGGCGCAUGGCUAUAGCCGGUGGGGGUGGUUCGCUCAGGAACCGAGGUGAACUCGCAGUCGUUUAUCGACGGACAACAUGCAAGUAUCGUGGGAAAAGCACUGCGUUCCAUGUCAAUGAAGGUUCAACAAAUUAUUGGCUAUCAAUCCAAGCGGAGUUUAUGGAUGGUGAUGGAGACGUCGGAUCAAUGUCCAUUAAACAAGCAGGUUCGACGGAGUGGCAAGAGAUGAGCCAUGUAUGGGGAGCAAACUGGUGCCUUAAUGGCGGACCCUUGGAAGGCCCAUUUUCUUUGAAGCUAACGACACUAACAACAGGAAAAACACUCUCUGCGACAGAUGUCAUCCCAAAGAACUGGUCACCAAAAUCCACGUACUUCUCUCGCAUGAAGUUCUCGUCCUAA
Alnus glutinosa is the source of this 774-nucleotide messenger RNA. Its product is annotated as expansin-B3-like. The record is from RefSeq and is a predicted model, not a curated record. Lineage: Eukaryota; Viridiplantae; Streptophyta; Magnoliopsida; Fagales; Betulaceae. Gene Ontology annotation, cellular component: extracellular region; plasmodesma. The transcript has 4 exons. The coding region runs from base 1 to 774 and encodes 257 amino acids. Gene Ontology annotation, biological process: sexual reproduction.